This is a messenger RNA of Lathyrus oleraceus (garden pea), 767 nucleotides long. RefSeq lists its product as uncharacterized. The transcript has 4 exons. The coding region runs from base 3 to 767 and encodes 254 amino acids. The record is from RefSeq and is a predicted model, not a curated record. Lineage: Eukaryota; Viridiplantae; Streptophyta; Magnoliopsida; Fabales; Fabaceae. Gene Ontology annotation, cellular component: chloroplast thylakoid membrane; chloroplast envelope.
CAAUGGCUUUCACUUCUUCUCUCACUUCCCAUUUUCUCUCUCUCCCAAACAAAAACCCAUCCCUAACCCCUUUUCAAUCUCAACCCUUCUUUUUCCCUACACUCCACCCAAAACCACUCUUAUCAUCACCUACUUCAAUCUCAACCGUUGCUUCAGCGUCAUCAUCGAAAAACCCUUCCAGUAACAAUAACCCUAAACAAUCUAGACAAGAUGAAGUUGUUGAGGUUGAAGUAGAAGAGGAACUUUCGUGGAUUCAAGAAAAAGCUCUCGACCUCGUUGAGUUCACCGGUUCUGUUACCCAAGCGAUUCCCGGUCCGAGAGUGGGUCCCACUUCGUUGUCGUGGAUUCUCGCCGUUCCUCUUGGUUAUGCUGGUCUCACUUUCGUUAUCGCGUUUGUUAAAACCGUUAGGAAAUUCAGUUCUCCCAAAGCACAACGCAGGAAAUUGGUUGGUAAAAAUGCGUUGUUGUGUAAGUCUGUUGAUGAUUUGUUACAAAGAGGACGAGAUGAAGUUAAGGUUGAUGAUCUCAAAGGAAUCGAAAAUAAGACAGGUUUUGUCUUGGAAGAAAUUUUGCGCAAAUACAUUCGAUAUGCUAUGAACGAGAAACCAUUCAACCCUGAUGUUGUAGCUGAUUUAAUUCAAUUAAGGAGAGCUUCUGCAUUAAAGGACUCACAAGUUGCUGAGAUUCUAAAUGAAAUUUCACGAAGAAUUGUUAGAGACAAAGGAUUAUUUUUCUCUGGUUUGCUCCUUGUAUUGACAAAGGUUUAG